Pseudozyma hubeiensis SY62 is the source of this 3603-nucleotide messenger RNA. RefSeq lists its product as hypothetical. The coding region runs from base 1 to 3603 and encodes 1200 amino acids. The record is from RefSeq and is a predicted model, not a curated record. NCBI's taxonomy places the organism in Eukaryota, Fungi, Basidiomycota, Ustilaginomycetes, Ustilaginales, Ustilaginaceae. The transcript has a single exon.
AUGUCACCACCACUCCCCUCGUCGGGCUUCGGCACAAAGGGCCAAUCAUCUUCUCGGAAUCCUGCUGCAAGCAUGCCCUCCACUCUGCCAUCUGAUCCGUCUGAGAUCUCCGAGACAGCUCAGGCACUCCUUCAGGCGCACUAUGGCCGCCUGAAGCAAGACGCUGAUCCGACCUCGUCCGACACUCUUGCAACUCAACGAGCCCAACUGAGCAAACUGGAACAAGCGAUCGGCAACAUGGAUCGCGUUUGCCUGCAACUGGACAACCUUCAAGUCGCUCAGCAGCUUCGCGCUGGCGAUAUCGUGUCGCGGUCGUCGUCGUCAUCAUCAUUAGUACAAGCAGCUCGCACUCUACAACCUCUUGGCCCUCUCGCCUUCUGGCCCGCACGUCUCGUGUUGGGCGCCGAGUACGUCUUCGUGCGUCAGAAUCCUGACGGUCUGUCUUUGCACGAUCAGCUCAUCUUGGAAGAUGAAACUCUGCCGACACUGACGUCUAGAUCACUCAAAGGCGACAAACUUAGCGUUUCGACUCGACUGCCAGAGCCCAGCCGGACGAUACAGGUGGACUAUGCAAAGGUUACCAUCAAGGACGCACAGAUGCAGCUCCAGGCCCGAAAGUCGCGGUACCUCAAACAUGCAGCCGAACUGCGCGAGCGUCUGACCGCUGAUGAGAGUGAGGUGCAGACAAACUCGGCGAAGAGGUCAGUCUCAAGCGCAACGUCGGACGAUCACGUGGUCAACGACAAGAACGAGAUGCUGAACGAAGAGGGGCUGCCCUUCUACGAGCCAAUCGAGCAGAUCACUGAAGAGGACGCGAACAGGAACAAGACGGCAUACAUGCAGCCCUUUGUGCGUGCAGGUGACAAGUCGAGCGCGGACAAGGAUCAGCGCAAGCGAUGGCUGGACGACAUGCUUAGCAAAUUCGAGGAGGAAGAAAAGGACGAGGACUCGGACGAGGAUCAGGGAGAUGCACAAGCAAGGUCCGCCGAUGCAUCAACAGCGUCGACUAUGGCUGCAGAAGCCCCACCUGCAGCACAAGAGACCCGCGUUGUACUGCGCCAGCGCACUCCCAGUCCUUCGCCUUCGCCGGACGACUCAUCGGACGCAAAGGCACUGCCCGAGAUUGUAUCCGCGACCAGACCGCCACCGCCCAAGUCAGCACUGAAGCCAGGCGUCGCACGCCCCGACAUCGUCCAACGUCCAUCGUUCGGGUCUGCUGGCAUCCGUCAUGGCUUUCUCAACCUCAACCCGUCCAGCCCGGGUGCGAUCAAAAGUUCGUACUCGUGGGAGGAUCUCGAACGAGAACAAGGAUCAAAGACACCUGCCGAUUCAACGCGACCUUCACGAAGUCAGACUCCCACUCCUUUGAGUCGCAACAGCGGAACGGCAUCGUCGUCACUCCUCGCUCGCGUCACAGAUGCUGGUUCGAGUCCGACGACCAGCGGCGCAAGCACCCCUAGCAAGAAGAGCGUCCGCAUCAAGAGCCCCGAGCGCGCUCAUCCCGAGGCAGCGGCUGGUUCGGGGCUGACGCCUCUGCAACGAGCUUUGCGAUCGAGCAUUCGCGUCAAGGAGAAUUACAACGAACCCAGCGUCACGCCGUCGCAGCCCGCGCACGAUGCCUCUUCUGCAAUGGCAAGGUCGCUCGAGUCAGGUUCCGGAACGGCAGAGAAGCGUCAUCGAGAUGAUAUCGGCGUAGAGCAAGAGGCUGAACGCAUCCUGAAGCUGCUGGGACCGGACGUAGUGGAAGGGCAUCCCAACGCGCCAUCUCCCGACGUGCUCAAGAAGAUGCAAGAGGCGCACGAGGAGGACAAGCGCUUGUCAACUCCGGAGGCCGUGGCUGCACGCGCAAAGCAAGAGGAAGAGGAGCGUGAAAGUGAGCGCCUGCAAAGACUGGCAGAGAAGCCGGCCCUGGGACACAAUGUGCUGGAACGACCUAAAUCAGACGCUUCAACGACUCCAGGCCGAGGCAAGGAUGUUUCGACGCAGGUCAAGGCGCAAGCGCAGCAGGCCAAAUUCAGCGCUUUCAAGCAAGGGUUCUUGAAUCAGAAACCAGCUGGUUCGAAGUUUGUACCCAACAAAGCUGCACCACGGAAGGCAGCUGAUGACGUUCCAUCGGCUCCGACCCAGUCCCUCGGCAUGUCAGCACUGGACCGAGCGUCCUUGGGCGACGACGAGCUGAGUCAGCGUCGACAGGCUAUGGGUCUUCCUGCCGCCGUUCCGCACGCGAGACCGUCCAAGGCGUACGCCGAGAAGAUGAAGCAGAGGCAGCAAGGCCAAGAGUCCAACGAUGCCGCAGAGGAGGACGGUGCGGAUGGAGCGGUCCAGCUCGCCCGGCCUGUAGCGGACGAUGACGUGCCUCGACCCGGUCGCGUGCGAUUCGGUCCGCCUGCUGGUACUGCGGAUGAGGACGAAGAUGCGCAGGUGACCGGGAUUGACUCUGGCGCAACGCUGGAGAAUCAUUUGCCUUCGGAAGUAGACAACGACGCGGAGCUGGACGAGGAACAGGAAGAGCCCAAAAUCGAGGGCGAGGGCGCGGACACGGACGAAGAGGAUGCGUACUUUGACUCGUACCUCUCGAAGCGAUCACGACGUGCUGCUGCUGCCGACAGCCGUGGAAUGGACGUGGAUGAAGGAACCGAUGACGACGACUUCGAUGACGACGCGGACGACUGGGGUGUCGAUGAAGACGAUUUCGACGAAGACGAGGACGACUUUGACUACGAUCCGGAAGACCUCAUGGCGCUCGCUCCGAGCUUCGAUGCGGAUGCACAGACCUUGUCGGCGCAUCCGGAACUGCUCAGAGAGUACGAAGAGGCACGGGCAAAGAUGGCUUCGAUGGGUCUAGCGAUGCCGCGUGGCGGCGGAGAUGGAACCUCGAGUGACGAGACUCGUGCCGCCAUGAUGGCUGCUGCUCGAUCGGGAGGCGAAGCGGAUGAGGAGGAUGACUACGAGAUGGACAUCGUACCCCUGGACGAGGCUGUGGAGGAUGCCGAGUAUCGAGGCAACACGACCUCGAGCGGUUCGGGCUCGCGCAUCUCGCGGUUCAAAGCGUCACUCGCACAGCAGAAGAUGUCCGGAAAUCGUGCGCAUGCCUCCGGCGACUUGGAAAGCAUGCUCUCCUCAGCUCAAAAUCUGGGUCAGUCUCAGAACACAACCCACUCAGCAGCAUUCGGCAUGGAUGGCAGGCCUCCUCAACCACACGAUCAACCAGGCACCGCUGCACCUGUCAUGAUCAUCCCCCAGCUCGCCCCCGUCCGGUUCCCCAAGAACGGCGAUCUGGUGGAAGGCAAAACGAGCGGACCUGUCGAUCUGGACGGCGGCGAGAGCGACGAAGACGACGAAAAGGCCGAGAUGGUGAUGCGCAGUCGACUGGAGAGGUUGGAGUGGAAGAAGAACCAUCCGGAGGAAGCGAGGAGGUUGGCGGAGAGCAAGAGGGCGAGAGAGAUGGUGGAGCAGGGAGUGGCGUCACCGCCAGUGGUGAGGAGGCAGCAGAGGGUGGAGGAGGAGAAAGGGAAUCGGGAAGAGCAGAAAGUGGAGAAGGAAGACGAGACGAAGCCGAAGAAGAAGGUGAGCCGGUUCAAGGCUGCUCGUAUGGGUCAAUGA